Molecule: messenger RNA, 611 nt
Organism: Coffea eugenioides
Lineage: Eukaryota; Viridiplantae; Streptophyta; Magnoliopsida; Gentianales; Rubiaceae
Product: 60S ribosomal protein L37a
Exons: 5
Coding region: 69-347 (92 amino acids)
Biological process (GO): translation
Cellular component (GO): ribosome
Molecular function (GO): structural constituent of ribosome
Source: RefSeq, a predicted model, not a curated record
UCGUCUUCCUGUUCAGCAGCCGCUCUCUUCCUCUCCGCUACCAGACUUCAGUCACCAAUCGAUCAAAAAUGACGAAGAGGACAAAGAAGGCUGGAAUUGUUGGAAAGUAUGGUACACGCUAUGGUGCCAGUCUGCGGAAGCAGAUUAAGAAGAUGGAGGUUAGCCAGCAUAGCAAAUACUUGUGUGAAUUUUGUGGAAAGUACGCUGUGAAGAGAAAGGCGGUUGGAAUCUGGGGCUGCAAAGAUUGUGGCAAAGUUAAAGCAGGAGGAGCAUACACAUUGAAUACUGCAAGUGCUGUGACAGUCAGGAGCACAAUUCGGAGGCUGAGGGAGCAAACCGAGAGUUGAUCUCGAGUCAGAUUUUCUCAUGCUGAUUGUAGUUCUUUUCCCAGUUUUGCUGAAUAUGUGGCUGUAAAAACAGCUGGUUAGUUGUCAACCAACUGUUGGAGCUAGAUUUUGUUAGACAAAAUUUCUGUUAUCUUACCAUUAAUCGAUGUUGAAUUACUAUUGUGCAAUUAAAUGGUUUCACGAGGUGGCUUUUGGAAUUCUUAUUUUCACCUUUGUGAUGUGUACUGUAGCUGUACUGUUGACAAAACUACCGCGUGAAAGCAA